AUGGUCCGGAACAAGAAGCUGUUACCCCUGGGCGUACCGGCAGCUAGCUCCCCACGCAAACAGAAGGGCACGCUGGACGAAUUUGUGUCCUCACAGCCCGAGCCCCGGACCGCCCUUGCUGCUGACAAGAUGACGCCGGGCUCCCUGAGAGCGGGAAGUGUGGGAACCAGCGCGGAGGAGUUGAACAGGGAGGACGCACUUACAAUAAUACGCCAGGAACUGGCUGCAAUCUCGGACCGCAUGCUGUCCAAGGCAGACACCGGGGGCCUCAUCCAGGAGCUCAGAGCGGCAGUGAGGGAGGAGCUGGCGGCCUUGCGCGCUGAUCUGACCAUGGUGGAGGUACGUGUGGAUGCCCUAGAAACAGAAGCGCAGGCCUGCCAAACACAGCACAGAACCGCAGAGCUGGCCACCACACGCCAGGACAAACUCCUCCUCACGCUACGCCGCCAGGUAGAAGACCUGGAGAAUCGUAGCCGCCGGCGCAACAUCCGAAUCCGGGGCCGGACUCCGCACCGCUUGCAGAUACAGUUCGGGCUCUCUUUGUACAAAUUCUGGACAGGGAGUGCUCCGUAG
Pelobates cultripes (western spadefoot toad) is the source of this 573-nucleotide messenger RNA. NCBI's taxonomy places the organism in Eukaryota, Metazoa, Chordata, Amphibia, Anura, Pelobatidae. The record is from the annotation of a GenBank genome assembly.